Plenodomus lingam JN3 is the source of this 621-nucleotide messenger RNA. RefSeq names its product Cyanate hydratase (gene CYN1). The record is from RefSeq and is a predicted model, not a curated record. NCBI's taxonomy places the organism in Eukaryota, Fungi, Ascomycota, Dothideomycetes, Pleosporales, Leptosphaeriaceae. Gene Ontology annotation, molecular function: DNA binding; cyanate hydratase activity.
AUGGCUUUGCCAGCCCGUUUGGCAAGGUCUACUAGAUUAGCAACUCGCACGGCUGUGCCCAUUACAGCAACCUUUGCACGAUCUGGGAGAGCAUUCACUGCAUCUCGUUGCUUUCACUUCACACCAUCCACAAUGUCACAACAUCCAAUUGCUACCCUCAAUGAGGAACUUAAACCUCGCCUACCACCAUCGUCCAUCAGCCUCUUCGAGGCAAAGAAGAAGAAAAAUCUGUCAUUCGAAGCCAUUGCGAAGCACGUUGGGCGCGAUGAAGUUGCGGUUGCAGCUCUUUUCUACGGCCAAGCUAUGGCAUCAGCAGAAGACAUCACCAAACUAGCCGAGGUGUUGGAGAUUUCUGCUGAGCAGUUGGAGUCGGAUCUCUCUGGGUUCCCUAACCGUGGAAGCACACUCGACAUGCCACCAAAAGAUCCUACCAUCUAUCGGCUAUACGAAAUUGUCCAAAACUACGGACAGGCGUACAAGGCGGUUUUGCACGAGAAGUUUGGUGAUGGCAUCAUGAGUGCCAUUAGCUUCAGCACAAAGAUUGAGAAAGAGACGGAUGAGAAGGGUGAAUGGGCAAAGAUCACAAUGAGGGGCAAAUGGUUGCCAUAUACGCGCUUCUAA